CUUUCUUCCUGUCUGUCUUAUUCAACCGCCUGACCAGCCACUUGCGUGGGUAGAAUGCAAGGAUCACCUGCGUGGGUAGACUCCAGGAACUUUUUUGAUGGAGCAAGUACUGGCCAGCUUUAGGAUAAUAUGAUCAGCUCUCAUCUUGGGAGAAACUAGUAGAGUAGAGAUCCAGGCACCACCACAGAGUCUUUCUCUGCUGUUGCAGAACACUGGGCUCUGGUGUAGCCUCCUCUGCAAAUUCACUUCCUUUUUCCAUGUGGACUGAAUUUCUCUUCCUAGAGGUGGCUUUUGCAGAGGUUUCCUGGCAGAACAAAUGUGGGCAAAGCAGCAGCAGGCCCUGUGCCCCACCAGAACUGCACAUGGGAGGCUUCACAGAAACAGAGAUGCUGUGGCCUGGCUCUUUUCUACGCUCUGCAGAGUCUCUGGCCCAACUUUGUUCCAAAUGACCUUCACUGCUGCUCUUUGGAUUGCUGUGUUUGGCAAAUGUGGUCCACCACCUGAUUUAGCCUAUGCCCUGCCUGCAAGUCAGGUGUAUCAAGCACACUUCGAAAGUUACACCACCCUGAAAUACAAUUGUCGCCCUGGCUAUAGUAGGGCAACCUCAAGCCAGACUAUUUCCUGUAGACCUUCGGGGGAAUGGCAGAUUGAUAUCUCCUGUGUCAAAAAAUUGUGCAGGAAUCCAGGAGAGUUACAAAAUGGACAUGUGCAAGUUAAGACAGAUUUCUCUUUUGGAUCACAGAUAGAAUUCAGCUGCUUAGAAGGAUAUAUCUUAAUCGGCUCAUCCACUAGCUAUUGUGAGAUCCAAGGCAAAGGAGUUAUCUGGAGUGAUCCUCUCCCAGAAUGUGUAAUUGUCAAGUGUGGGUCCCCUCCAAGCAUCAACAAUGGGAACCACAAUGGUGGAUAUGAAGACUUCUACACAUAUAGCUCUUCAGUCACCUAUAGGUGUGAUCCCAAUUUCUUGCUCAUUGGCAAUGCCUCCAUUACCUGCACUGUGGUGAACAAAACAAUAGGUGUUUGGAGCCCAAGCCCUCCUACUUGUGAAAGAAUCAUCUGUCCUCAGCCAAACAUUCCACAUGGAAUGAUUGUUUCUGGAUUUAAACCUACAUAUAAAUAUAAAGACUCUGUUAGAUUCAACUGCCUGAAAGGGUCUGUCCUCAGAAGCAGCAGUGUAAUCCAUUGUGAAGCUGAUGGCAACUGGAGUUCCUACCCGAUUUGUGAGCUCAAUAGGUGCAUUAAUAUCCCAGACAUUCCAAAUGCUCACUGGGUAAACUAUCACAAGCCAAGAAAGGAAGAGGCAUAUCCGGUUGGGACUGUGUUCCACUAUCGCUGUCAUAAUGGCUAUGAACCUAAAGGGGUCAUGACUGUGACUUGUCAGAAGGAUUUCAGCUGGAGCCUGUUUAAAGGAUGUAAGGAGUUAUGUUGUCCAGUACCAGACCCAAAGAGUGUUACAGUCAUCGAGCAUACAAAAGCGCAUCCUGAGAAUGACUGUACUUACUUCUAUGAUGACAAAGUAUCAUAUGUAUGCGAUGGUAGUAAAACCUUUUCAGCUACUUGCAAAUCAGAUGGCACAUGGCAACCUCAAACACCAUCCUGUUACCCGGUGUCCCAUCGUCAAGGUUGUAAUUUACCACCUGUCAUUGCCCACGGAGGUUAUACAAAAUCUAUUCUACCGAAUUACACAACUAAGGUCACAUAUGAAUGUGAUGAAGGAUACAGACUGAUUGGAGAGGCAACCAUCUCCUGCACGUCUUCACAAUGGAGAGCAGCAGCUCCACAGUGUAAAGCUUUAUGUCAGAAACCAGAGAUAGGAAAUGGAACGCUGUCUGCUGAUAAAGAUCAGUAUGUUGAAUCUGAAAAUGUCACCAUCCAAUGUUACUCUGGGUUUGUCAUGCUGGGUUCCCAAAGCAUCACUUGUUCAGAGAACAGAACCUGGUACCCGGAGGUGCCCAGAUGUGAGCAGGAAGCCAGUAAAGACUGUGAGCAUGUGUUUGCAGGCAAGAAGACCAUGCAAUGUCUGCCAAAUUCAAAUGAUGUGAAAAUGGCUCUGGAGGUCUACAAGCUGACUCUGGAGAUUGAACUACUAAAGCUCCAGAUAGAGAAGGCAAAACACACUGACCAGGAGUUAUGACUGGAUACUCCCUCAAGGAGGAAGAAGUAUCUCAUUGGCUUUCUGACUUCAGUACCAAACAGAUUCCCUGCAUUUAGCAACGUUUGUAACUUAGGCACCAAUGUUCAUGGUAAUAAAUUCCCUGCUUAGAAUAAUUCAUUAAAGGAUAAUGUUGUAAGUUUAUGAUAUAAUUAAUCAUCUUGUGGCUCAUAAAUUUGCUUUUCUGAAUGCAAUGUAUACAUUUUUUCAAUUAAAAAUCAAUUUUGCUCUUGUAA
Messenger RNA from Grammomys surdaster, 2385 nucleotides. Its product is annotated as C4b-binding protein alpha chain-like. Gene Ontology annotation, biological process: negative regulation of complement activation, classical pathway. Bases 317 to 2131 code for a protein of 604 amino acids. The transcript has 13 exons. NCBI's taxonomy places the organism in Eukaryota, Metazoa, Chordata, Mammalia, Rodentia, Muridae. The record is from RefSeq and is a predicted model, not a curated record.